CCGCUGUACGCUUGCUUCUGCGGAGAAGGCGUCCGCAAAUGCACUCGGUGGGGCGGCGCUCGCUGGCACACUGCCUGAAGCUGCGAGGGUGGUGUUCUGCCGGUUGAAACAAAAAACGUGUUUGGGGCGCGAACGACGACUGAACGACUGACGCAUACCCCGACCGGCCGGCGACUUGGUGAAGCGGCGAAGACGACGGCAGGACGCGUCUCCUCGGAGGAACGCGAGCGUUCGCUUUGUUGUUCAGACGCUUGCCAGGGUCGCAUGAGGGCUCGCUGAGAACGAUAGGAGCCCGGGUGCAGUAGCGACGACGACGGGAGUGGGAGACAUGUCGUCUUCCUCGUGGAGUGACGAGCUGGUCGAGUGGGACGACGAGCUGACGCGCGAGACGGACCACAUCCAGCUGGGGCUGGUCGAGCCCUGGCUCGACUCGCACCCGCUGCCCGAAGGUGUCGAGGCGCCCCACCCGUCCAGGCUGCGAAUGGGACAGGACGCGUUCGUCGCCAGGCGGUACGAGCUGGCCGCGCACCGAUACGCCUUCGCCACUUUCGCCGGAUGCGAUGCCUUCAGCUCACGGCCUGAGUUUGCCGAGGCAGCCGAGCAUGUCCUGGACGGCACUCCGGCCAUCUACGUGUACCAUAACCGGAACACGCUUUCCGAGCUGCUCGAACUGUUCCCGCGCACCCAGCGCAUAACCCUCAAGCACGACCUGAGCGAGAGCGAGGGCUUUGUCUACGCUCCCAGGAAAGAACCGCACCACCUGGUGCACCUGGAGGGGAACUUCGCCGAUCACGAGGACACCGGGCUGGCCGUCUACGGAGACGCCGUCACCGACCUCCUGAUGGCCUGCCCGAACCUCCGCUUCCUGGAUGCAGACAUUCUCCCGGCUUUGGACGCAGCCCAGAACAACAACGAGCUGCGCGCGGUCAUCGGUAACCUUCUAGUGGUCGUGCUGGGCGGUUACGCCUACGGUCACGACGGCUGCGUCGAGUCGUUCGUUCCGGCCAGCGCCGAUCAAAUCAAACGCGCCGCCGAGAUGUGUCCCGACGCAGGGCUCGUCUACCUCGCCGUCGACUCUCCGGACUCCGUGCAGGAGCUGACCGAGUUCAACUCGCCCUCCAAGCUGUGCGUCUCCUACGAACCCGACACGACGGCCUUCUGCCCGUUCUCCAGCGUCGUGCCGGCCCUCAAGAAGUUCGACCUGUCGGCCCUCUCCCUCAGAAACUUCAGGGACGUCGACCUGAACAAGGUCGCCAAGACCGGGGAGAAGACCCUGCGCCUGCUCUCGCUGGACCACUGUCACGUCCUAGACGAAGAAGUCAAGUCGAGCGCCUUCCGCAACCUGAUCGCCCUCAGGAUCACGUGGGCGACACCCGUCACGAUGCAGUGCCUGCUGUCCGAGUGUCCCGAACUGGAGUACCUCAAGCUCGGUUCCACCGAGGUGUCCCGCAUGUUCCUGUCGCGACUGUUCACCAAGACGUCGCUGACGUCGCUCAGGAGUCUGGAGCUGCGUCUCGACCACCCGCUGGAGCACCACGGGCUCGGCGAGGAAGACCUCAACUUGAUGGUCGAGUCUCUGCCGUCGCUGAGAUACGUGUCCACGAAUUCGGCGGAGGUGCGAUUGUUUCUCCGCCAAAGCGCGCCGCACAUUCGGAUAGGAACUCUCUUCUGUGCGCUGUGCGCGGCAGAGUUUUGCCGCAGGACAGGCAGGUGCAGUGUUUCGAGCAUUUUGUGACGGUCGUAUCCAGGCUAACGUGUGGGACGCAGGAAAAAAAAACGUGCGUUGAUGCUAAAGGAGCGGCCCGUCCGUAUCAUCACGCUACCGAGCCCUUAGAACGCGGUGUUUGCGCUUAAGCUUUGCAGUGUUGCAGAGUGCCAACUAGAACACCUGCUUCGCUUCGUUAGUAUAGUGACCCUAAAAUCGUGGGUUGCAUUUGUCAAAGCAGUGCUUUGAACGUGUGGCGUUAGUGGUCGGGCAAAAUGUGUUUGCUUUGCCCUAGUUUUGUUCCCCGUUUACUAUCUUCCCUAGCAAGCUUGUAUUCAACAGCGACACGGAGCACUAGAGAGGGGGAGAAAAUAAAUGUCUAUUUAUUAGCCACUUCUGCACAUAUCGGUUGCAGGGGAACGCUGAUGACGGAAGGAUAGUCAACAGGGCUUCUGUGUGAAAGCCGAUACGUCGUUUCUUUUUUUACUUUUACUUGGUCAGUUUUCUUUUUCUUUAGCAAUGAUUCAUCCCGAACAUACGGGUCUCCGCUGAACUCUCGAUUUUAUUCUUUGAUCUAGCUCGCUCGAGGUGCGCUCUUUAACUUGUCUCGAUCGCCACACAAAACAUAAGUCAGAUUCCAUAAAUAGUACUUGAUGUACAUUGACAACAGAAUUAGAAUAAUCACCGCUUUAUUUAAACAUCAAAAUCAG
Rhipicephalus sanguineus (brown dog tick) is the source of this 2415-nucleotide messenger RNA. RefSeq lists its product as uncharacterized. NCBI's taxonomy places the organism in Eukaryota, Metazoa, Arthropoda, Arachnida, Ixodida, Ixodidae. The record is from RefSeq and is a predicted model, not a curated record. The coding region runs from base 329 to 1735 and encodes 468 amino acids. The transcript is spliced from 4 exons.